UGUGUGAUUUUAGAGGACAAAGCCCGCCGGUUGCUGAAUUUAACCUACUCCUGAAAGCUCACACUUUGGAAACCUAUGGGGUGGAUCCUCACCCCUGCAAGGAUUCAACCGGUACAACAACAUUUUUAGGAUUCACUGCUUCCGGCUUUGUGGUAUUCCAGGGAAAUAAGAGAAUCCAUCUGAUAAAAUGGCCAGAUGUCUGCAAGUUGAAGUUUGAAGGGAAGACGUUUUAUGUGAUUGGCACCCAGAAAGAGAAAAAAGCCAUGUUGGCAUUCCAUACUUCAACACCAGCUGCCUGCAAACAUCUUUGGAAGUGUGGAGUGGAGAACCAGGCUUUUUAUAAGUAUGCAAAAUCCAGUCAGAUCAAGACUGUGUCAAGCAGCAAGAUAUUUUUUAAAGGAAGUAGAUUCCGAUACAGUGGUAAAGUUGCCAAAGAGGUGGUGGAGGCCAGCUCCAAAAUCCAGAGAGAGCCUCCUGAGGUGCACAGAGCCAACAUUACUCAGAGCCGCAGUUCCCACUCCUUGAACAAACAACUCAUCAUUAACAUGGAGCCUCUGCAGCCCUUGCUUCCUUCCCCUAGUGAGCAAGAAGAGGAACUUCCUCCGGGUGAGGGUGUUCCGUUGCCUAAAGAGGACACCAUUUCUGCCCCCUUGAUCUCCAGCUCCCCCGUGAAGGAAGCCCGGGACUAUGAAGACCCCCCGAGUGAAGAGGAUGAUAAAAUCCAAGAAGAGCCCUUAACCAUCUCUGAACUAGCCUACAACCCAAGUGCCAGCCUGCUCCCCACCCCUGUGGAUGACGAUGAGAUUGACAUGCUCUUUGACUGUCCAUCCAGGCUCGAGUUGGAAAGAGAAGACACAGAUUCGUUUGAGGAACUGGAAGCAGACGAAAACGCCUUUUUGAUUGCUGAAGAGGAAGAGCUGAAGGAGGCUCGCCGAGCAUUGUCGUGGAGCUACGACAUUCUGACCGGCCAUAUUCGGGUGAACCCGCUGGUCAAGAGUUUUUCCAGGCUCCUUGUGGUGGGCCUGGGACUGCUGCUUUUUGUAUUUCCCCUGCUCCUCCUCCUUUUGGAGUCAGUCUCCAUGCAGUAAACAGACCCAGCAGGACCUGCCCGUGGUGAGCUCAGCCAGGACUUGGCUCCCCAUGUUCCAGCUUCGGUCUGUGACUGGGUGGGUAAGUUCAGUGAGCCCCACCCAAUGGGCUCCACUGCCAUCACUUCAGAGAGGAAGAAAGGAGCAUCACGCAGGCUUCACAUCACAGCUGUGCUCUCCAAUCCAUCAAUAAAGCUGGUUUUAGCCCUCUC
Carlito syrichta (Philippine tarsier) is the source of this 1300-nucleotide messenger RNA. Its product is annotated as FERM domain-containing protein 3. The coding region runs from base 264 to 1088 and encodes 274 amino acids. NCBI's taxonomy places the organism in Eukaryota, Metazoa, Chordata, Mammalia, Primates, Tarsiidae. The transcript has 9 exons. The record is from RefSeq and is a predicted model, not a curated record.